AUGGCCCCAAAACGCAAAGCAACUGAAACUGCCUCAGCGCGAGCCUCAAAAAGAGCGACUCCCGUGCCCGAUACACCGCAGAGCUUCGACAGCAGCGAUGAGUAUUCCGAGUACGAUGAGAAAGAGGAACGCACAGCACAACUAGUCCAAAAGUUCUCGCUUGAGUCCUUCAGCAGGGAUAAGAAAGCGGUGAUAGACAGAAGUGAUCCACAUUAUGGCUACAAGGAUUUCUCAUCACUGCCGCUGAAACCGGAUCAUGCGAACCGACCGUUGUGGAUCGAGCCUCUUAAAGGCACAAUUACGCUCGAGAGUUUCUCACCUCUUGCGUCGCAGGCUGCUGAUUUCUUGACGACCAUCGCGGAACCGUUGUCUCGACCGGUGCAUUUGCACGAGUACCGACUUACUGGAAAUAGUCUGUAUGCUGCGGUGUCAGUUGGCUUGGAACCAAAAGAUAUUAUCCAUUUUUUGGACAGACUUUCCAAGACACCGAUCCCAGAUGCGAUUCGAUCUUUUAUCGUUGAUUUUACAAAGUCUUACGGAAAAAUCAAGCUCGUUCUCAAUAACAAUAAAUACUAUGUGGAAAGUACAGAUCCUGCGAUGCUACAAAUGCUACUCCAAGACGACGUGAUCGGAACAAAGCGAGUUCAAGGCUCAGAGGGCAUUAUCCAGCAGGCUGCACCAAAAAUGGCAGGCCUUGUCAUUCCUGGUACUAAAGAUGCGGCUGGCGKCGCACAAGCAAAUCAAGGUUCCGGCGAAGCGAAUGGGGCGAACGCUACCAACAAAGAGGAUGACUUCUUGGCUACUAUCCGUGACGAAGAUGACGACGACGAUGAUGCACAAGUCCACAGUUUUCAAAUCCCCAACGACGACGUCGAAUCUGUCAAAGCGCGAUGCCAGGCAAUGGGCUGUCCGGCCCUCGAGGAAUACGACUUUCGAAACGACAGGGAUAAUCCCACGUUGGAUAUUGACUUGAAGCCAAAUGCUCAGAUUCGAAGCUAUCAAGAGAAGAGUCUGAGUAAGAUGUUCGGUAACGGCCGAGCCAAGAGUGGUAUUAUCGUUCUUCCCUGUGGUGCCGGCAAGACGCUUGUCGGUAUUACCGCAGCAUGCACCAUCAAAAAAGGUGUUAUUGUACUAUGCACCAGCUCCAUGUCUGUCGUCCAGUGGCGAAAUGAGUUUAUACGAUGGUCAAACAUCGACCCUGGUGACAUUGCCAUUUUCACAUCCGAUAAUAAAGAGAAGUUCAAGCGGUCAACUGGUAUUAUUGUCUCGACAUAUUCCAUGGUUUCUCAAACUAGAGCCCGAUCGCAUGAUGCACAAAAAAUGAUGGAUUGGCUGACCCAACGAGAGUGGGGUUUAAUGAUUCUUGACGAAGUGCACGUCGUUCCGGCCUCUAUGUUCAGAAAAGUCACAUCGAGCAUCGCAUGUCAGGCCAAACUAGGAUUGACUGCGACACUUCUUCGAGAGGAUGACAAGAUUAAAGAUUUGAACUUCUUGAUCGGUCCCAAGCUUUACGAAGCAAAUUGGAUGGAGUUGGCUGAACAGGGCCAUAUCGCCAAGGUUCAGUGUGCCGAAGUGUGGUGUCCGAUGACCACUGAAUUCUACUCGGAGUACAUGCGAGAGAGCUCGCGUAAAGCAGCUCUUUUGUAUAUCAUGAACCCACGAAAGUUUCAAGCUUGCCAGUUCUUGAUUGAUUAUCACGAAAAGCGCGGUGACAAAAUUAUCGUGUUCUCCGAUAACGUCUACGCUUUGCAACGAUAUGCUCUCAAAUUAGGCAAAGCUUAUAUCUACGGUGGAACUCCGCAAAACGAACGCAUGCGUAUCUUGGAGAACUUUCAACAUAAUGAACAAGUCAAUACUAUUUUCUUGUCCAAGAUCGGAGAUACUUCGCUCGAUCUCCCCGAAGCCACAUGCCUGAUCCAAAUCUCAUCGCACUACGGUUCCCGCCGUCAAGAAGCACAGCGACUAGGCCGCAUCCUACGAGCCAAGCGUCGUAACGACGAAGGCUUCAACGCUUUUUUUUAUUCUCUUGUCUCCAAAGACACAGAUGAAAUGUACUACUCCUCCAAACGACAAGCCUUCCUCGUGGACCAGGGUUACGCGUUUAAAGUAAUCACGCACCUUCAAGGCAUCGAAAACCUCGAGGGUCUCGCCUACGCUACCCCUUCCGAACGCCGCGAACUCCUGCAGGAAGUCAUGCUCCAAAACGAAACCUCCGCCGAAGUUGAGAACGUAGUCGAUGACCUCUUCUCCGAGCGCUCGGGUGGCCAACGCGGCGGCCGCGCAGGCGCCAAAAAGGCAAUCGCAAAACGCAGCGCGGCUACACUCAGCGGCCUCGCUGGAGGCGAGGAUAUGGCUUACGUGGAAUACAACAAGUCACGCAAUAAGCAGCUCAAGGAGAAGACGCAGCAUCAUCCUCUGUUUAAGAAGAUUGCCCGCGAUCAGCAGAAGCGCAAGGAGGCUAUGAAAGAUAUGGGGCCGAGAGGGCGGUGA
Talaromyces amestolkiae is the source of this 2490-nucleotide messenger RNA. RefSeq lists its product as uncharacterized. Lineage: Eukaryota; Fungi; Ascomycota; Eurotiomycetes; Eurotiales; Trichocomaceae. Bases 1 to 2490 code for a protein of 829 amino acids. Gene Ontology annotation, molecular function: 3'-5' DNA helicase activity; DNA binding; ATP binding. Gene Ontology annotation, cellular component: transcription preinitiation complex; nucleotide-excision repair factor 3 complex; transcription factor TFIIH holo complex. Gene Ontology annotation, biological process: nucleotide-excision repair; transcription initiation at RNA polymerase II promoter. The record is from RefSeq and is a predicted model, not a curated record. The transcript has a single exon.